Molecule: messenger RNA, 939 nt
Organism: Lontra canadensis (Northern American river otter)
Lineage: Eukaryota; Metazoa; Chordata; Mammalia; Carnivora; Mustelidae
Product: olfactory receptor 14K1-like
Biological process (GO): G protein-coupled receptor signaling pathway
Cellular component (GO): membrane
Molecular function (GO): G protein-coupled receptor activity; odorant binding; olfactory receptor activity
Source: RefSeq, a predicted model, not a curated record
AUGAAUCAAACGCUUAUAAUGGAAUUCUUGCUUCUGAGAUUUACGGAAAGCCAGAUGCUAUUGAGUCUAUAUGCUGUGCUCUUCCUACUGAUCAACCUAGUGGCAGUAGUGGAGAAUUUAAUUAUCGUCUUGCUCACAAUUCUUGACCAACGCCUCCAUACUCCAAUGUACUUCUUCCUAAGACACUUAUCCUUCCUAGAUAUGUGUCUCAUUUCUGCCACAGUCCCCAAAUCCAUCCUCAACUCGAUCACCUUCACUGACUCCAUCUCUUUUCUGGGAUGUGUGUUACAGGUCUUCCUUGUGAUACUAAUGUCUGGGUCUGAAAUUGGCAUUCUCACUGCGAUGUACUAUGACUGCUAUAUUGCCAUCUGUCGCCCUCUGCAUUAUGAGGUUAUGAGCAAAGAGGUCUGUGUCCAGCUGGUGUUUGUCUCCUGGCUCUGUGGAGGGGCUUUUGGAGUCUUGUACACAGUUGGGACAUUCUCUUUAAAUUUUUGUGUGUCCACUGGGAUACAACAACUAUAUUGUGAUGUGCCUGCCCUGCUGAAGCUCACUUGUUCCAUGGAACAUGCAACUAUUAAUGUCAGUGUGGCCAUUGAGGUCUGUUAUGGAUUUUCAUGUUUAGUUUGCAUUGUGGUCUCUUAUGUUUAUAUUUUCUCCACUGUGUUAAAGAUCCCAACCAGAGAGAAGCAGUCCAAAGCCUUUUCCACCUGCUUGCCUCACCUCAUUGUGGUGAGUACUUCUCUUCUAACAGGUGCUAUUGCUUAUUUAAUGCCAACCUCUGAUAAGCCUUCUAUUCCUGACUUGUUCAUGUCUGUGUUCUAUUCUGUGGUACCCCCAGCUUGGAACCCUGUUAUCUACUGUCUGAGGAGCAAAGAUAUUAAAUCAGCUCUUCAUAAAGUCCUGUGGAAGGUUAAAAGGAGUGGAUUAACGGAAAGAUGA